CAAGCACCGCAACUGAUUCUUUACAUCCUAUUCCUGCUGACACCCUUCUCUCUCUCUCUCUCUCUCUCUCUCUCUCUCUCGCAGCAGUGGUUAAAAAAUGCCGUUAUCCAGUGCUGCUAUUGCUUCCAACAUUUCGAUCAAUCUCCCAUCUCUUCCAAUUCCAAAGAUUGUUAAAUGUAGAAGCUUUCCAAUCAAUAAUAAUGGGAAUAUUGGUCAUCAAAGAGCCGCUGCAUUCAUGGUGUCCAGAAACCUUUCUUUCGCUACGAAGUCGCUUUCUGGGGAUCGCAAUGCCUCAGUCGACGUUGAUGUGCCAUUCCCUAGUGAUUAUCCUGAGCUUCUUGACCAAGCCAGGAAAGCAACUGACUUGGCUUUGAAGGAUAACAGACAGUUGAUGGAGAUUGAAUUCCCAACAGCUGGACUUCAAUCUGUACCAGGUGAUGGUGAAGGAGGAAUAGAAAUGACUGGAAGCAUGCAAUUGAUUCGUGAAUUUUGUGAUGGCUUCAUAAAUCCAGAGAAAGCCACAAGGACCAGAAUAUUUUUCCCGGAGGCCAAUGAAGUUACAUUUGCAAGAGAGUCAACCUUUGGAGGCACCUCCUUUAAGUUGGACUAUUUGACAAAGCCGUCAUUUUUUGAGGAUUUUGGUUUCUUUGAAAAGGUGAAAAUGGCAGAUCGUGUGAAGCUAGAGGAUGAACUGUUCUUGGUCGCCUAUCCAUAUUUUAAUGUCAAUGAAAUGCUUGUGGUAGAAGAGCUUUACAAAGAAGCUGUUGAGAACACUGCUAGAAAGCUGAUUAUUUUCAAUGGGGAACUUGACCGUAUAAGAUCUGGGUAUUAUCCAUCAUUCUUCUACCCGAAGCUGGCUAAACUUUCCACGACCCUCUUUCCUAAGAUGGAGACUGUAUAUUACAUUCACAAUUUUAAGGGACGCAAUGGAGGAACCCUUUUCAGGUGCUACCCUGGCCCCUGGAGAGUCCUUAGAAAAGUGGGGAACAAAUAUAUAUGUCUGCAUCAGCAGGAGAAAAUGCCUUCCCUCAAGGAAGUUGCGUUGGAUAUUCUAACGCCUGCUUGACAUGUCUGAAUCUUGAAAGCCUUAAAUUGAUAUCUAGUUGUUGAAACAAGUUUCUUAAAUUUUUUUUUUUGUUUAUUCAGAGAGGCUUGGAAGUGCUCAUCUUAGAUGUACAGCUGGGUGUUACCUGAAAGGACCAAAUCUCCUUCAGGCUGCAUCAUUCUUCCGUUUAGUAUGUCUGUAGAAAAUCUACCAGGAAGGAAAAGCUGGUAUUGCUUAGUGAGUUUUGAAUGUAAAUACAUACAUUACUGGUUCUUGGAUAUUAGUAUAUGAAGAAGGGGUAUAACAUAUCA
This is a messenger RNA of Juglans microcarpa x Juglans regia, 1356 nucleotides long. Its product is annotated as protein LOW PSII ACCUMULATION 3, chloroplastic. The record is from RefSeq and is a predicted model, not a curated record. The transcript has 10 exons. Bases 98 to 1066 code for a protein of 322 amino acids. Lineage: Eukaryota; Viridiplantae; Streptophyta; Magnoliopsida; Fagales; Juglandaceae.